AUUACAUAUUAUUAUUGCACAUUAUUAUAUAUAUUUAUUAUUUUUAUAAAUAUUAUUUUAAUUUAUUUUAAUUGUUAUUAAAUUUUAUAUUUUAAUAAAAUUAUAUACAAAUGGAUGAAUUGUAUGAAUCAUGUGAAAGAGGUGAAGAGAUUUUCAUAUCACCUCUUGACCCUUUAGUAUCGCAACAAAUCGCCAAUAUCAACGUCAAUGAAGCCUCUGAUAUGGUCAACUACCUUUACUCUGAAAGUCCAAUUCAGUUCAAGGGCAAAUAUAUCACCGACCUGAAGUUCAAAUUAACAUCAACUCAUUUUAAUGAUACUCAUUCUUCUUCAGGAGAUUCUGAUAAUCCAGAUGUAGAAUUAGGAUACGACUAUUUAGUAUCAAUGGGUUGUAGAAACUGUGGUUCGUUUGUAGAUUUUAAAAACACCCAUAUGUUCUUCGGCUUUGAUGAUUCAACUGAAGAUCAACCCAGACACAAACCAAAUAAGUUUUUAAAGUGUGAAAACUGUGAUUCAAUCAUUUCACCAAUUUUUACCAAAAAUCAGUCAGACUCUUACUAUAAUAUGAUGGAUACAGACAAAGAAGGAGAUGAUAAAGUAUAUUUAUAUGGGAUGAGGAGUGCGUACAUAUUUGAUGAGAAUGAGAAGCAAUGGUGGAAGGACUCAGUUUACGGCUCAUACUCGAGUAACAAGUUACUUCAGGCCAAAACGGCAAAUAAAUCAGGGAAACAAACUGUCAAGUACAACUGUGAAAAGUGCGGACACGACACUCAUCUAUAUUCCACAUUCCAAGCCAGGUCUGCCGAUGAAGGAAUGUCAAUCAUGUACGAGUGUAUCAAGUGUAAAAACCGUGUUGUCAUCUCAACAUAGUCUCCAUGGAGUUAUAGAUUUUAAUACACACUUACAGUAUGAUAUAAUGUUGUUGCUGCGUUUAAA
Theileria parva strain Muguga is the source of this 935-nucleotide messenger RNA. RefSeq names its product Transcription factor S-II (TFIIS) family protein. The record is from RefSeq and is a predicted model, not a curated record. Bases 111 to 869 code for a protein of 252 amino acids. The transcript is spliced from 2 exons. Gene Ontology annotation, molecular function: DNA-directed RNA polymerase activity; zinc ion binding; nucleic acid binding. Lineage: Eukaryota; Apicomplexa; Aconoidasida; Piroplasmida; Theileriidae. Gene Ontology annotation, biological process: DNA-templated transcription.